AUGUCAUUAGUGCUUGACUGUUUAUUCCUGUCCUUACAAAAUUUUACUUUGCAGGUGCAAGCAUUGAAAGAGUGUAUUGAAGCAGAAAAGGGCACUGGUUUCCCUGUUGCUGGUCAGAAACUCAUUUAUGCUGGAAAGAUUCUAAGCAACGAUGUGCGGCUCAAGGAAUACAAGAUUGACGAGAAGAAUUUUGUCGUCGUUAUGGUAACAAAGCCUAAGAGUACCCCCGCAGAAACUGGAUCUGUUUCUACAGUUGCGCCAUCCUCCACACAGUCGCAGCUAGAAGGAGAGGAGAGACAGAAUACAGAUGAUGGAAGCCAGACCCAGACUAUUACCAGCUCUGUUUCAAUAUCCAGUUCAAUGCCUUCUUCAGGGAGUGACAUACUGUCCAAUCCAUUGUCAGUUAGUGAUCUGCACCCUGCUCAACUUUCCAUGAUCGAUUUAAUGUCAGAACCGCGUUUGCAGAGUGACAUGUCUGAGGACCUGCCCCAUGAUGAUGCUAACACAACCACAGUGACGGACACUGCUUACGAAACCAUGCUGUCAGAAAUUAUAUCAAUGGGUUAUGAGCGUGAACAGGUGGUGGCAGCAUUAAGGGCAAGCUUCAACAACCCGCACAGAGCUGUAGAGUACCUGCUAACGGGUAUCCCCCAUAGCCCAGUGCAGGAGAGUGCGAUGUCCCAUGAUAUUCACGAUUCUGGUCCACUAUCGAUGCCAGAACAACAAGCUGAGAACCCUUUGGACUUCCUCCGGGAUCUGCCCCAGUUCCAAAACAUGAGACAAGUACUUCAGCAGAAUCCAACGAUGUUACCAGCCCUGCUUCAACAGCUGGGCAGAGAGAACCCACAACUACUGCAGCAAAUCAGCCAGCACCAAGAACACUUCAUCCAGAUGCUCAAUGAACCUAUAGAGGACGUCACAGAGAUUGAAGGGGAGAUGGGAGCAGUUGGAGAAGAUGCAUCGCAGUCAAGCUACGUUCAAGUUACGCCCCAAGAAAAAGAAGCCAUAGAGCGGUUAAAAGCCUUGGGUUUUCCUGAAGGCCUCGUCAUUCAGGCUUACUUUGCCUGUGAGAAGAAUGAAAAUCUUGCUGCAAACUUCUUGCUGCAGCAGAACUUUGACGACGAAUGAAUAACAGGGAAGAAACUCUAGGCAUAGAGUUUGAUUAUCUGCUCUCCAGUGCGCAAACCAACUUCAAUUGAAAUGCUGUCUUUCAGCUGUGUACGUAAAUAAUGAUAGAAAUAACUAUUAGAGACUGUACAUUACAGUUUAAGGUGGGGCUAGAAACACAACUAAUUUUAACCUGUAAUGGCUGCAAAUUGAACUGGGGGAGAAUAUCUUCAAUAUUAAAGCAAAAUAAAAAUGUAAAUAUAACUUGUUUACUAGGUUUAAAGAUUUGUUUUCACCUGAAGUGAUACAAAAUUAAGCGCCCAGAAAUGGGGAGCAUGAGGGUGUGAGACGAUCCAUAUUCAAUUGAAUAUUUAAAAGGGUUCACCAUAAGUUUGAGAACCCUGGGCACCAGUGCACUAACUACCUGCUUUAAUAGCAGAUGCUUCUCAAUGUUUGCAGCAAAAAUGGGUACAUGACUGGACCUUGUUGCUAGUUUACCUUCCACACCUUUGUUUCAUGUACACCUUUUUUUUGUGUGUAUGUGUUUAGUGAACUAUCUUGCAUCAGGACCAUUGUGUGGCAACUGUGCACAGCCAAGUCAUCGCAUUCGCAUUACAAAGUGGUUUAUUUCUUAGAAAAAGGGUAUGGGCUCUGCACCUUUGAAGUAUGUUUUUUUUCUUGUUAUCCCACUUAAAAUAGAUUAAGACUGAUGGGAUAGAACUUUGUUUUCUUUACAGUGUCAUUAUUGCUUUGUCAUUGGCAAAGACACCUGUCUUCAAGAGUUUCUGUGUAAUUAAAAGUUAUUUUUAAUUAAUUUGGAAA
Chiloscyllium plagiosum (whitespotted bambooshark) is the source of this 1929-nucleotide messenger RNA. The record is from RefSeq and is a predicted model, not a curated record. Lineage: Eukaryota; Metazoa; Chordata; Chondrichthyes; Orectolobiformes; Hemiscylliidae.